UAAUCCAUGGCCUCUUUUCUCCACUUGGCGGUUAUUCACAAUCACAAUGUCUCUCUCUGCACUCACAGUUCCCCCCAUAACCGUCACUACUGUGAGUAUCAAUUCCACACUCUCUUUAACCACCAAAACCCUCCCAUUUCUCAAACCUAACUUUCCCUUCUAUAAAUUCAAAUCCCUAAUCUCUCACUGCUCCAUUUCCGAUCGUGAAGAACACCGCUGGCUUCGCGAAGAACAACGCUGGCUCCGAGAAGAGCAACGUUGGAUUCGCGAGGAGAAUCGUUGGAAUCGCGAACGCGAUGAGCUUCUUAGAGAGAUUACCGAACUUAAACACCAGAUUCAAUCGCUAGAGCGACGAAUUGUAGCUUCGGAUUCUUCUUCUUCUACGGCUUCGGUUUCUGAUGCGGUUACGAAUGUUACUACGUUGUUGCAAGUGUUGAAGGAUAAGAAUUUGGUUCUUGACAGUGGUUCUAGUCAAAGGAGGUUAGUGCUUGAGGAGAAAGAUGAAGAUGGAGAGGAAGAGGAGAAGGAAACGGUUGAGGUUGUUGAAGAAAAGGAGAUUGUAGUUGUUGAGGAACCUAUUGCUAGGGUUCAAAAGAGGACCGUUUUGCGAACAGGUUCAGAAGGAGAAGAUGUUCGAAAGUUGCAGGAAGCAUUGCAAAAAUUGGGGUUUUACUCGGGUGAAGAGGACAUGGAAUUCUCUAGCUUCUCAAGUGGAACUGAGCGUGCUGUGAAGACUUGGCAAUCUUCAUUAGGUGUCACUGAGGAUGGGAUCAUGACAUCUGAACUUCUUGAAAAGCUAUAUUUGGAGAUAAGGACUACAGAUAUAGGAAAUGCAAAGGAAACCAAAAAAUCUACUACUGUUUUACCAAAGGAAGUUGAAAAUGGAGCUGCCGUUGCUUCUGCGAGAGAAAUUUCUGAGGUUCAGCAAAACGUUGUGGGGGAAGUUGACAAAGGAACAGAAUUAUCCCAUCCAAGAGUUUUUCUCCUUGGAGAAAAUCGGUGGGAAGAACCCUCAAGACUUAUUGCAAAGGGUGCAGUUGAUAGGGUCAAGAAAAAGGAUGCAACAACAAAAUGCCUUCAAUGUUCUGGGUUAGGUAUCUUGUUGUGUACAGAAUGUGACGGGACUGGUGAGCCAAAUAUUGAACCUCAGUUUAUGGAAUGGGUCGGCGAGGAUACAAAAUGCCCAUAUUGUGAAGGCCUAGGGCAUACAAUUUGUGAUUUAUGUGGAGGCAAAACGAUGGUGUAGGUAUGACAUACGUUUCUUCAUUGUUUCAUAUAGGUUCAGGUUUUGGAGCUUACAAGCUAAGUGAAACUACUGGGAAAUGAAUGCAGAUUGGGUUCAUGUACUUUCUCCAAAAUGAAUGUGGCCAAAUGCAAUUGAGUUUUUGCUAAACUGGACGUAUUUAUUCACCAAAUCAAUCGUGAUAACUUUCUUGAGAUUUGGAAAGGAGAAUUUUCUGUCAUGACUAAUUUAGAUCAGUUUAUGUUUUGAAAAUAGCCUCACUUUUGGGAAAAACCUGGUUUUAAAAUUUAUGACUAUGGCUGUAACCCGUUCUUCUAGUUAUACUUAAGUAGUUUAUGACAAAAAAGCUUGUCUACUACAAGAUACAUUCAAUCUCAAACUUCACAAGUAUAGUGUUAUUUGACAUGUCAAACUAAUAAUAUGGAGUAAUUUUUUUUUUA
This is a messenger RNA of Trifolium pratense (red clover), 1683 nucleotides long. RefSeq names its product protein disulfide isomerase pTAC5, chloroplastic-like. The coding region runs from base 47 to 1246 and encodes 399 amino acids. NCBI's taxonomy places the organism in Eukaryota, Viridiplantae, Streptophyta, Magnoliopsida, Fabales, Fabaceae. The record is from RefSeq and is a predicted model, not a curated record. The transcript is spliced from 7 exons.